Molecule: messenger RNA, 3747 nt
Organism: Mustela erminea (ermine)
Lineage: Eukaryota; Metazoa; Chordata; Mammalia; Carnivora; Mustelidae
Product: zinc finger protein 474-like
Exons: 6
Coding region: 668-2035 (455 amino acids)
Source: RefSeq, a predicted model, not a curated record
AAGGCUGGGGUUUCUCUUCCUGGCAGCCCAACCGUACAUACUCAAGAACUCCUGCAAGAGGGCAUGUGAAUCCUGGAGCUCCCAGCUCUUCUGCUCCUGUUUCCACCAGCCCCCUCCCUGAGGGGCUCAUCAGGCCAUGACACAAGCUGAAGCAGAAGGGUGACAACAAAGCUUGCCAGACCUAUGUUCAUCAGGGCUCUUUCUUGAAUUGUUGAAAUAUCUGAGGAGAACUAGAGACCACAGCCUGCUUCCCUUUUAAAGAGAAGUGUAGAAACUGGCCUGUCCACAGUCAAGCUCCACGAACCCAACGUGGUCACUGCCUUUCCACCUCUGAGGCUCACAAUAACUAUGCAAGGUAUUAUUAUCCCACUAAACCUGAGACGAAACUGAGACACCUAGAAGUUACAUAUCCCAAGAUUCCACAACUGAUAAGCAUUUUGGAGCUAGCAUUUCAGAUCUUGGAGGCAUCUGAGGUUUAAUGAGGACUUUCCAGCAUUCCAGACUGCUGCCCUGCAAUGAAGCUGUGAGUCAGAGUCUCUGGGUCUAAGAAGUUGGCAACAAUGUGGAACCCCAGGACAGCCAACCUGACUAACCUUCAGUCUGAGCAGAAUCCCAAAAUGAGUCUGGCCUGAAAUCAGAGCAAGCCUAGAGAAAGACUUGCUUGUUGAUGGAAACAGGAAAGGAGAAAAAGGUUUGCAACAAAUUGCAGCAGGCUUUCCACCAUUCUAAAGAGCCCACCUUCCUUCUCAGCCAGGCCCUUCUCUGUGGGGACUCCCAUUCCAGCCUUUUGCCAGACACAGAGAAUGUCAGUCAUGCAGGAAAAAUAAAGACAGGACCUCAGAAAACGAGGCCUGGGACGGUAAUACUCUCACGACAGUCCAGUAGGAGAAUUAUGUCGGAAAGUCAGCCCAGCCCCCCGGUGAUCCCACCCCGCAGGCCUGGGUUCCGGGUGUGCUAUAUCUGUGGCCGAGAAUUUGGGUCCCAGUCAAUUGCCAUUCAUGAACCCCAGUGCUUGGAGAAGUGGCGGAUUGAAAACAGCAAGUUGCCCAAGAACCUGAGGAGGCCAGAGCCCUCUAAACCUCAGCCUCUCGGGGGCAGCGGGUCCUACGAUCUUCAGGCAGUGAACGAGGCAGCGUUCCAAAGUUCCCAGGCUCAGCUGCUGCCCUGCGAAUACUGCGGCCGCACGUUCUUGCCAGAUCGGCUUCCCGUUCACCAGAGAAGCUGCAAGCCCAAGGAUGAUGGGACCAGAGCACCAACCCUCAGCAGUUCUGAUGAUGGUGCUGGUCCCAGGAAGGCUGCUGGUAGCAUCCCCGUCCGACCACAGACUCUCACCUGCUACAUUUGUGGUAGGGAGUUUGGCACUCUGUCCCUUCCCAUUCACGAGCCCAAAUGCCUGGAAAAGUGGAAAAUAGAAAAUGACCGGCUCCCCAGGGAGCUCCGCCGACCACUCCCACAGAAGCUUCAGCCACUUCCCACCGGACAGUCCAACCAAGAGGGGCCAAGUCAAACCCAGCUGGUGCCCUGUCCAAACUGUGGCCGGACCUUUGCCCCGGACCGCCUUCUGGUACACCAGAGGAGCUGUAAAGCUCAACCUAGUGGACCAAAGAUUCAGGAUUUAACCUUAGGGAGUAAAGAUGCCCUAAAAGAGUCCGCUAAGUCCAAACAGCAAAGGAACAUGGCGGCACCCACGGUGACUGAUAAGCCAACAAUGAUAAGGCGUCCACCAACAGUUAUCUGCUACAUUUGUGGUCGUGAAUAUGGAACAAAGUCUAUCGCCAUUCACGAACCACAAUGUCUGAAAAAGUGGCAUAAUGAAAACAACUUGUUACCGAAAGAGUUAAGGAGACCCGAACCUAAAAAACCAGAAGUCAGGACCAUUACUGCCAAAGGUUUCUAUGAUCUUGAUGCCUUAAAUGAAGCUGCUUGGACCAGUGCCCUGAGCCAGUUGGUUCCCUGUAAUAUUUGUGGGCGUACCUUCCUGCCAGACAGACUGAUUGUUCACCAACGAUCCUGUAAACCAAAAGCCGCCAAGUAAAGCCCUCUCCCAGCACAAGUGUUACAGGACUUAGAUUCUUCUGAGAGAGAUCGGGGUAUGGAGAGACGGAGGGAAAGGGGGUAAAGCGAGGAAACAAGAAACCCUGGAGACCACUGGAGGUUGUCUAGAGCGGGAAGCCUGCUCAGGGUUCUUGUGGCAGGAGCGUGACCAUGACCGUGACGUGGUGGGCCGUCGCUCUGCAUUUGCUGAGCAGCUGCGUGCUUGCGCAGAGACACACGGUGGCGAAGGGAAGGGAGGGCUCCUCACACUCCAUGGGGCAGAGUUACAAGUGGGCUGCAACUCCUCAGGGCUGGCAUUUUUGUCUCCAGGAAAUUUCAGAGCCAACUGUUGCUGUUUUUCUUCCCUUCUCUUCUUCCUGAGCAGGAUUUUUGAAUUUCACAAUAAGGCCUAUUAUUUUUCAGGGAGCAAGAGGGUUCAGGUGGUGAUUUCAGGCAACUCCUUGGUCUCCAGAAAAACUGGAUUCCUUCCCACCCUUGUGCUCUCUGAAAUAAGGUGCCACUCCCUGUUUCCUCCAACCCAGGGAAACGCUCUUAAUUGAGCUGUUGAUUGGGAAUCUUCUUUUCUCUAUAAAAUCAUUGCACAGCAAAGACUUUCAAAAAAGAGCUAAGGAGUUAAAGUACUAGGAUCAUGUCUAACUCCUACUCCCUUACCAAGAGCGGGAAAUGCUACAGAGAAAUUUCAGAAUUGAUGCCAGCCUCAUAUGUCAGAAAACUGCUACAGUGUGAUUCAUCACAUGGGUGGGUGGAGGUUAGCGCUUCCCUCCUAUAGGAGAAGUCCAGAGAGUUCUCUGUGGCCUCAGAGAGGCUUAUAGGUGUUUUAUUGUUAAGCUCUAAAAGCCUGCCAGGAAGUUCUGUGCCUCCCCACCCACUGCCCAGGCAAUGGCUUGUGCAACUGCUCUGUAUUUUAAACCUUGAAUGUGCAUUCAUAGAGGCGGGGCUCUCCUGGGAGGAGGCCAGGGUCAGGAGGUGCUCUGCCCAGGAAAUUCUGCUCCCCUGGACGGCGCUGCGUUGCCUGGACUCCUGGCAGUUUUGCUUGUGGUCUUUGUUCAUUUUAUGGCUGAAGUUCAGAACCAUCCAGGAUCCACUGGGUUGCUGCAGACCUUGAAUUCAUGACCUAACACAGCACAGUCAGCUCCAAAUUAUACAAGCAAAUGUGUUGGACCUAAUAUUUUAGUCUCACAUCUCCAAUUAGAAGAGGUUAGGUUAUGUUAAUUGCACUAAUCAGUCAUUGUUAUUAUUUUGUUUUGUUUUUGUCCCAAAGGAAGAAGAGAUUAACUUCUAAAAUAGUCUUUAGGUACCCUCAAAGAAGAUUAUCCUCUUGAGAAAGACAUAGCAUCUAACACCCUGUUGAUGGUUUAGUUCUUUCAUUUCACUAGCUCGGAUGACAACAUCUAAUACCGGAGUUAGUGUACCGUCAAUCAGCCACUGUGCUUAGAGCCCCUUAGACUGCCAUGCAAAUAAAUCUCACAUCAGGCUAGGAGGAGAGGUUAUCUUUAUUUUAUGUCUCAGGAACGGUAUUUAAAUAGAUAACAAGCUAACUCGAGGUCACACUGGGCUUGAGUAGAGGGAUGGACUAGGGAAGCAAACUCGUGACUCCCGGAAUCCCAGAUUCCCUCAGGUACCCGUGCUAUCUGUAUGCUACAUCUCAUCACGGGCUCAAUGGACCAUGCGAACAAAUGAUCCGCCACGUGU